Molecule: messenger RNA, 937 nt
Organism: Helianthus annuus (common sunflower)
Lineage: Eukaryota; Viridiplantae; Streptophyta; Magnoliopsida; Asterales; Asteraceae
Product: hydroxyproline O-galactosyltransferase GALT2-like
Exons: 5
Coding region: 299-766 (155 amino acids)
Source: RefSeq, a predicted model, not a curated record
UCUUGACAGACAAAAAGCUUGCACGUCAUGCUUAUGAAAUUGUUGGGCGGAUCAGUGGAAGACGGUCGGGCAAUCAGUCGAUGGUUAGUGGUGAAGAACUAACUAAAGGGGAUCGGAUCAUGUUUCUUCCCUGUGGUCUUGCUGCAGGGUCAUCUAUAACAGUGUUUAAAGUUGAGUUGCAGGGGCUAAAAUAUGUGGUUGCGGAGGAUCCGCCGAAAAUUUUGCUUCUGAAUCCUCGGUUGAGAGGUGAUUGGAGCCAUCAACCGGUUAUUGAACACAAUACGUGCUAUAGAAUGCAAUGGGGGCGGCUCAAAGGUGUGAUGGUUUACCAUCAAAAGGCGAUGACGACAUGCUUGUUGAUGGAUUUCCGAGAUGCGAAAAAUGGAUGCGUAACGAUGUGGUGGAUUCAAAAGAGUCACGAACAUCAUCAUGGUUCAAAAGGUUUAUAGCACGGGCGCAGAAACACGAAAUGACUUGGCCAUUUCCUUUUGUGGAAGUCUUGCCACUUGCAAUUGCAGGUUCAAAUUGUGAGUGCUUCAUAUGUGAUGAUGACACUUUUACAAGGGUGGAUACCGUCUUGAAAGAACUAAAGAGGGUCCCGCAACAACGAUCCCUUUACAUGGGAAAUCUUAAUCUCUAUCACCGGCCUCUUAGACGUGGCAAAUGGGCUGUCGGUUUUGAGGAAUGGCCAGAAGCAGUAUAUCCACCUUAUGCAAAUGGACGAUAUAUUAUUGGUUUAUAUGUACCAGGAUAUAACUUUAGAUGAGAAGAAGUCAGCAAUUGAUGCGUGGGGGAUUUUGUUUUUUAGUUUAUAUGUACCAUGACUUUGUUGUGAUGUUAUUGUGAAAACUUAUGUAACAUGGAACUGUGCAUUAUGGUGGGCAUGGUCAUGAUUCAUGAAGAUGAACCAUGAAUCCAUGAUUGAUGUUUCUGAGUA